AAAGGAGGUGUAUCUGUGUAAACAAUAUCAUUCGGUCCUCAGCGUCUCCAACACAAAACCAACUCAUCUAACAAUGCAAGGCCUUCAGAUUGUUGUUGUAUGCAUCAUCGUAGCCUUCGUCGCUACUGUCAAUGCAUACCCUGGAUAUUACGGGCAUGAAGAAUACGAACAUCUAUCUGCAGGUGAAAAGGAGGAUGAUAAGAACGCCUACCCCCAGUACAAGUUCGAGUACAGCGUCUAUGAUCCUCAUAGCGGCGAUGUAAAGAACCAAUGGGAAACAAGAGACGGUGACGCGGUGAAGGGGUCAUACAGCCUCAAGGAAUCUGACGGUUCCACCCGCGUCGUAGAAUACACUGCCGACAAGCUCAACGGCUUUAUCGCGGUGGUCAAGAAGGCCGGAGGUCACACCAAGCCCGAGAUAACCUACCAUGGUGCCAAAGCUCCGUACUGAUCCACUUGACAGUCAGACCAAUUCCACUUUACAUAUUAUUUAUUAAUAUUUAUACAUACUUUUUGGUUAAAUAAAGACGAAGUAACUCAA
This is a messenger RNA of Zootermopsis nevadensis, 541 nucleotides long. Its product is annotated as cuticle protein 19. Lineage: Eukaryota; Metazoa; Arthropoda; Insecta; Blattodea; Termopsidae. The record is from RefSeq and is a predicted model, not a curated record. Gene Ontology annotation, cellular component: extracellular matrix.